Molecule: messenger RNA, 3019 nt
Organism: Solanum pennellii
Lineage: Eukaryota; Viridiplantae; Streptophyta; Magnoliopsida; Solanales; Solanaceae
Product: serine/threonine-protein kinase CTR1-like
Exons: 17
Coding region: 178-2691 (837 amino acids)
Biological process (GO): protein phosphorylation
Molecular function (GO): protein kinase activity; ATP binding
Source: RefSeq, a predicted model, not a curated record
AACAAGACUUCCCCCAUCUUUUUUUUCUCUCACUUCUCAUUCGACAAGUACGAAGAAGAAGAAGAGAAGAGAGAAAACUUUUAGUGAGAGAAAGUCUUUGAGAGAGAGAGAGAGUUGAAGCUAUAGUGUAAUGAACAAUUUCUAGCUAGGGUUUUGUUGAAUUGAUAAAUUAUUGAGAUGGAAAUGUCUACUAGACGAUCGAAUUAUACUUUGUUGAGUCAAGUUGCAGAUGACAAUUACCUUCCUCCGCCACCGAAGUACUCCGUCACUGGCGGUGGCGGUGGAGGUGGAGGAGUAGCACCGUAUUAUGAGUCUCAUUCUGGUGAGAAGGGUAAAGGAAAAACAGGUGAUAAUAGAGGAUUUGAUUGGGAUUUGAGUGAUCACCGUAGUAAUAUGAUGCAAGCGUCGAAUCGGAUCGGUGCGGCGGCAUUUCCAGGUUCGAUUGGCUUGCAGAGGCAAUCAAGUGGGAGUAGCUUUGGUGAAAGUUCGAUCUCCGGGGAGUAUUACAUGCCGUCGUUGUCUAAUGCGGAGGCGUCAUUUGGAUAUCUCAAUGAUGGCGGUGGCGGUGCUGAAGUGAGGAUGAAGCCGUUGGAAGCUAAUUUGUUCGGUGGCUCGUCUUCUAAGAGCUGGGCGCAGCAGACUGAGGAGAGUUAUCAGCUGCAGUUAGCUUUGGCUUUACGGCUUUCUUCGGAAGCUACCUGUGCUGAUGAUCCAAAUUUUUUGGAUCAUGUGCCUGAUGAAUCCGCAUCCCGUGCUUCAGCUUCAGCUGCUUCGGCGGAGACCCUUUCCCAUCGAUUCUGGGUAAAUGGAUGCUUGUCGUACUUUGACAAAGUGCCUGAUGGAUUUUACUUGAUCCAUGGGAUGGAUCCAUAUGUCUGGAUUGUCUGCUCAGAUCUACAAGAAAAUGCCCGGGUUCCAUCUAUUGAAUCAAUGAGAGCUGUUGAUCCCUCUGUAGUACCAUCAGUUGAAGUGAUUUUGAUUGAUCGGCGUACGGAUCCAAGCUUGAAAGAACUGCAGAAUCGGAUCCAUAGUCUCUCUCCUACUUGCGGCACAACAAAAGAAGUAGUUGAUCAGCUUGCUCAGCUGGUCUGCAGUCAUAUGGGGGGCGCAACUUCUGCCGGAGAAGAUGAGUUGGUUCCUUUGUGGAAGGAGUGUAGUUAUGAGCUGAAGGAUUGUCUAGGAUCCACUGUGCUUCCCAUUGGUAGCCUGUCUGUUGGCCUUUGCAGGCAUCGAGCUUUGCUAUUUAAAGUUCUAGCUGACGCCAUUGGUUUACCAUGUCGAAUUGCCAAAGGAUGUAAAUAUUGUAACAGAGCUGAUGCUUCCUCGUGUUUAGUUCGUUUUGGACCUGACAGGGAGUACCUGGUUGAUUUGAUUGGGAGCCCUGGAUGCUUAUGCGAACCAGAUUCCUCGCUCAACGGCCCAUCUUCUAUCUCAAUCUCUUCACCAUUGCGAUUUCCGAGAUUCAGAGAAGUUGAACCAACAACUGAUUUCAGGUCACUUGCCAAACAGUAUUUCUCGGAUUGUCAAUCGCUUAAUCUUGUGUUUGAGGAAUCUUCAGCAGGAGCUGCUGUUGAUGGAGACGCAGGACAAACUGACCGAAAUAACAUCGAGAGAAACAGUGCUGUCACUGGUCCAAGUAACCGUGAUGAAGUUUCUCGGUUACCUGUGCCUGCAAUUAGGGACAUGGCUCCUGUGAAGUAUGUCCGUCCAGAUUUGCAUGGAGAUACACAAUUAUCAGACCCAAGAGAUAUAGGGAAUGAUAUGCGAUUUCUUGAGAGAGGAAGUCAACUUGUUCCCGCUAAAAUAAGUAGAGACAUUGCCCUUGAAAUAGAAGAUUUUGAUAUUCCCUGGGAAGAUCUUGUUCUGAAGGAGAGGAUUGGGGCAGGGUCUUUUGGUACCGUUCACCGUGCUGAUUGGAAUGGUUCUGAUGUUGCUGUGAAGAUACUCAUGGAACAAGAUUUUCAUGCAGAGCGAUUCAAGGAAUUUUUGCGGGAGGUUGCAAUUAUGAAGCGGUUGCGACACCCAAAUAUUGUGCUUUUUAUGGGUGCAGUUACUCAGCGACCAAACUUGUCCAUAGUUACAGAAUAUUUAUCAAGAGGUAGCUUAUAUAGACUUCUUCAUAAACCUGGUGCUAGGGAGGUUUUGGAUGAAAGGCGUCGGUUGUCUAUGGCAUAUGAUGUGGCAAAGGGGAUGAAUUAUCUACAUAAACGCAAUCCUCCCAUCGUUCAUAGAGAUUUGAAAUCUCCAAAUCUUUUAGUGGACAAAAAAUACACAGUGAAGGUCUGUGAUUUUGGCCUUUCUCGUUUAAAAGCGAACACAUUUCUCUCGUCAAAGUCUGCUGCUGGGACUCCGGAAUGGAUGGCACCUGAAGUUCUUCGUGAUGAACCAUCAAAUGAGAAAUCUGAUGUAUACAGCUUUGGUGUUAUUUUGUGGGAGCUGGCAACGUUGCAACAGCCUUGGAGUAAUUUGAACCCAGCACAGGUUGUAGCAGCUGUGGGCUUUAAGGGGAAAAGACUCGACAUUCCACGUGACUUGACUCCUCAAGUGGCAAGCAUUAUAGAGGCCUGCUGGGCCAAAGAACCAUGGAAACGUCCCUCCUUUGCUGCAAUCAUGGAUAUGCUGAGACCACUAAUUAAACCUCCUGUAACACAUCCUCAACCAGGCCGUACAGACACGCAGUUGAUUGCGUGAAUGCGUGUAAUAGAUGUAUGAUUUCUGCACAUAUUUGGCAUUCUUUGUUAAUCAUCUUCUGGGAGGAACAAAUCUUUGUUUACUUCAGGCUUUUGUUCCGUACAUAUUAGUUCAGAAUGCCCGUCUAGAGCCGUUUCUUUUUUCACAAAUUCAAGCAGCCAUUUCUCCCAGAAGACUAUUUGCAAUUGACUUGUACGUUUCCUCGUGGAAAUAAUGUCUAGCCAUAUGAUUUUGUUAAUGUAAGCAAAUAACAGUUCUUUUAUUUUCUAUCAAGAAAUGAUUUUGUACGUACAAGAAUUUAUAAUGGGAAUGCACAGUUCGUAUCACG